Messenger RNA from Phyllopteryx taeniolatus (common seadragon), 3402 nucleotides. It is a transcript of the gene macc1, whose product is annotated as MET transcriptional regulator MACC1. Gene Ontology annotation, cellular component: cytoplasm. Lineage: Eukaryota; Metazoa; Chordata; Actinopteri; Syngnathiformes; Syngnathidae. The record is from RefSeq and is a predicted model, not a curated record. The transcript has 5 exons. The coding region runs from base 251 to 2671 and encodes 806 amino acids.
CGCGUCCGGCUACAAACUCGCAGUCCCAACAUGCUCGGUGUGUGUGUGUGUGUGUGUGUGUGUGUGUGUGCGGCAACAAAGUGUGUCAAUGUUUGUCAAGCGGACUCUUUUUCGGAACGCGUGCCCGAGGAAAAACUACUAACAUCUCAUGCCGACGAUGAAAAUAUGGCAAACUCCUUGCCGUGUGCAGGGAGUCUUGUAAGAAGCAAAUCUGAGGGGACACUGAUCGAUCUGGAUGAAAACGCUUUAAAUGGUAACAAAAUAUGGAAAUGUGCCUCCAACGCCAAAGAACGAUGACGAGACAAGACAAAAUCCCUUUUGGAACAAGCUGUCAGGAUCUAUUCCUUUCGAUGACAUUGCACACAACAACUCUGAUAACCUUAUUUCCAACACAUCACACAUAUUCCCAGGAUCUGUAAACCACCUGGACACAGAAAAUGGGGACACCAUUAGCACAUCUUCAGAUGAAGGCAAUGUGGGGAACUUUCUGGAAAAGAAAAACAAAGCCAAUAACAAAUCUGGGAGAUGGAAGAGUGCCACAGACAUUUUGGAUAAUUUUGAGAGGAAGACACCAAAGAGAGGGGACAGCUUCAAACCACCCCAGCCUGUUCUAACUCCUGAUUUUGAUUGGCUAAAAAAUGAUAGAGAAGCCUAUAAAAUGGCUUGGCUGAGCCACAGGCAGUUAACUCGCUCUUGCUUGGACCUAAAUCUGAUAAGCCAGAGUCCUGGAUGGGCUCAGACUCAGGCAACAAACUUUCAGGUCAUCUGCAAGAUCAGCCAUGAUGGAGGCACAGUCCACCUGCCAGACUCUGAAAUUAGUAUGCACGUCCCGGAGGGCCACAUCCCUCCUGGUGAAGUUCAGGAAGUUACACUGAAGGCAAUGCUCGACCCCCCUCCUGGACUCAACAACAACUACAUUACCACUAUGAGUCCACUUCUGGAAGUAGUGCUCAGCAACAUCAACACAAAGGGUUCAAUCUCCUUGAAGGUUAAGCUGUCCGGAGAAGUGCGGAGCGACCCGUUAAGUCAGGUCCUGACCACAGUGGUCGGACUCUUGUCUUGCAAAAGAGAAGGACCCUAUACUAGAGUGAAUGACUGUGACAUUUUCAACAACGUAAUGCAGAUGAAGCUCCAGCACCUGAAGACGCAUUUUUACGUGAUAGCAGUCGCAGAGGCCUCAGCCAUUCAGUCCACGGCUAUGUCAGUCUGGGAUUACCUUCACCGCCAAAUCACAGUCGCCAUCUAUGGCCCCAGGUACAUCCAUCCAGCUUUUAAUGUUGUAAUAGUGGUGUGCUGUCACGAGGAGGUACCACCAAAGCUCCCGUUUUUGGAUAUAUGUCGAGGAAACAGACUGCCUCCACUCGUGCUGCAGCUUUGGGGAACACAUCACCUUAGGACUGACAACCUGCACGACCUGCUUGUCACCACUAGUAUCGCAGGCUCUACGUUUAAAAUCAGACUUGAGGACACGGUGAAAGAAGUGAGGCUGAGCCAGCUCAAAAUUGGGACAGUGCUGCGUUUACCGGUGGCCUUAUCUUGUGCUAGUAGCAAAGACCUAAGUCCGUUUCAGUUAGAUCUGCACGUAACUGAAACAAACUCUACAACUGUUGCAUAUUUCCAGGUCCCUUCCCCUCCUGCAGCACCGAUUCGAUGUGAAAAGCGCAUGCCAAAUCAAACAAGUGGAAAAGUUGUUGAAAUAUCGAAAACAACCUCUAUUCCUGAGGAACGGGUGUCAGAUUUCCCCAUCUUUAAAGAUGGACCUGUGAACCUAAAAUGGUAUGGUGUAGCCCUAAAGUCAGUUCUCCGUCAGACACACGUGGACUACCUAUUGGAGUACUUCAAGGGAGACACGUUGGCUAUCCUCUCCAAGGCGACCGUUAGAUCUGUAGGGAAUUCAAAGGUAAAGGAGUGGUACAUUGGAUUCCUUAGGGGCAAGAUCGGUUUGGUCCAUUGCAAAAAUGUCAAGCUCAUUACGGUCGAUCAAGUGAUCGACUUUACCGGCAUUCACGUGACCACAGAGGUUCUCCUGGACAACAUGACACUGCCCUUCAAGAAGCUUACGUACAUGUACUCAGCCAUCCAGACAUUAGUCACUGAGCACAUAACCAACUGGAGAGAUUUUGCAGAUGCUUUAGGGUAUUACAAUCUGUCGCUGGACAGCAUCACUCGCAGAGUUGCUGAAACAGAGGCUGAUAAGGUGGCCUGUGUGCUGGAAAAGCUGAAGGAAGACUGCCACGCUGAGAAGAGUGAAAAGAAAUUCCUUCACGAACUCAUGGUUAGUCUGUUAAAGAUGGACAGCAUCGAUCUUGUGGCCCAGAUGAUUCAGAAUACAGUUAUCCUGUCCACUGCUGUGGAGCUGGGGAUUCGAUGGCGGGAGCUCAUUGACAAAACGGCAAAGCUGACCAGUGCUCAGAUCGCUGUCUAUGAGGCUCCACACAGAGAAAAGAAUGGAGAAGUUGGGCCUCAGUUCAUGUGGAAACCUGCCUACGAUUUCCUGUUCUCCUGGAGUCAACAUUAUGGAAACCGAUACAGAGACGUGAUUCAAGACCUCCACCUGGUCCUAGAUAAAAUGAAGAAUCCUGUCACCAGACAAUGGCGACAACUGACCGGUGCCCUCAUCACAGUCAACUGCCUCAAUCUCUACAGGGACUCAGCAUCCCGAAAGACCUAAGCUAAGCACUUUUGCAAUCAGAGCAUGAUAAUGUCCCUGCACUUAGACUUCUUCUGUUUGUUUACUGUAUGUCUUUGUCCUUUAACUGCAGCUGUGAUCAGCAUGUCUUGAAAUCAGAUGAGGAAAAAAAAAAAAUGUAAUCAAAUAAAAAAUGAAGGCCAGUUUUCCCAUCAGGACAUUGUGUUUAUGAAAAUGAGAUAAACACAUUACAGUGAUAUUCUCCUUAUAAUUUUUAGGGACAUCUACCUAUGUAUUCUUUUACCCGUAAAAUGUCAACAUUUAUCAAAUAAUGAUGAUUACAACAUGUAUUUUUUGGGUACUUUGUACAGACUACUUGUUCCUUUUGAAUAUAAGUCACAUCACUAUUGUUGCGGUAGAUGUUUAGAUAUUUGCAUCAGUUAAUCUGAAACACAAAGCAUCUGAAUUGAGACACCAAGAAAUGUGAAACUCAUUUACGUGCAUUAACUUAUGAUUUAUAUGUACUUCCUGAAUGCUCUCCUAACGUGAUAAUGAACAGGUACUUUAUAUUUUGUAUUGUAACGUUAUAUUUUACAAGGAAACAUUACUUCCUAUACACCAUGUUGCCAAAUGUUUUAAAGCUGCACUAUUGAUCCUUGUUUAGAGUGGUACCAAGCUUGACACAGAAAUGAACUGUUGCAUUUGAUGGAAACAUUCACUGAAACUAAACUACCUGGAGGAAUCACAUUUUAAUAAAUGAGAUCUUUGUAACA